UUGUACAAUGUAUCGUCGUUACUUAGAAUUGUUUAAGCAAAAAAGAUCGCAUUAUAUAUCGUGGAAUAGUUUAUUCCUUUGGGGAUUUGGAUUAUGGAUAGCUCUAUGUACAAGCAAUAUAUAUUAUUCAGUUAUUUCAAAACAACAAGAUUUUGAAGUUGUGUAUAAUAUUUCGAUAAAAACGGAGGCUAUAGAAGAAAUGUUACAUAUUACAAGAGCAAAUUAUAUAUACUGUAACAUGAUAAUAAUGUUAAGAACUGUACUCCAAUAUGUUUAUGUUUUUGUAUCUAUAUUUUUCGUAAUACUUCUCGUAUGUUCAUAUAGCGAUUCCCUUAAAAAGGCGAUAAAAAUAUGGAAUAAUGUGAUGUGCAACUUUUACUCAGCUAUCUUUUAUUUCACAACUUUCGUAAGAAGUCGUAACAAAAAUAUUUUUAAUAAAAGCGAUUCAAAUAAAAGUGUCUCCGCUAUAUUAGAAUCUAAAUUGAUACCAAGUUUUAUGAUAAGUACAAAAUAUUUAAAAACAGAAUUGAGUUGUGAUGAUGAAGAAAAUAAAUGGACUGUGGUAAAAAAUAAAAAUAAAAAUAAAAAUAUAUUGGAUACAAAUAUAAAUAUUAUUCAAAGUGAAAUUAUUUUUAGUAGUUAUACAUUGUUGUUUUUCAACAAUUAUGAACUUCAUCAAUACUUCAGUAAUCAGCAUCUAAAAAAUCAUUUAUUAACGAAAUAUUUCGUACGUCAAGAUUCAAAACAUAUAGGGAGUAAUUUAAAAACUUCAAAUAAGUAUAAAAGAAAUAAUAAUACUUUACCAAAACAAGUCAUACAAAGAGGCAUUAUUAGCUCUUCACCGGAAUUUAAAAAGUUCUUAGCAAAUUUAAAAACAUCUCAAUUUUUUUAUCCAUGCAUGUUAGAAGUAUCUACAAAUUAUAUGAUUCGUAUAAAAUCAAUAAAAUAAAACAAUAUUUUUAUUUGUACAAACGUUUUCAUUUUAUGUUUUUAUAAUAUUAAUAUACAAUAAGAAAACAGAAUUCUGUAUGCUAAUAAUCAUAUUUUCCAUUAUCCUAAUAUGUGAUACGUAUUAUAACAAAUAUUUCAUGAAAAUUAUGUUCUUGGAAAGUGUACAAAAACACAUGUUAGUUAAUAAUAACUAAUUACUUUUUUUUAUAAUAUAAAAUAUCUUUCAAAAUUUUAAAAUUAAAGUAAAACCGAAAUAUACCUAAUAUAUCAAUGCUGGACACCCUCCCUAUAAACACUGAUAUCAUUGGGUACUCGAUAGUCAGCGACGAUGCGAAAACGAUUGUUUAGUAACAUCUGUAUAAACAGAAUUGGAUGAAUAGUAUCAGAAGCUUUUUAUUAUUAUUCUUGUAAACUAAUAAAUGUCCGAAGCUAAAAUUUUAUAUUUGAAGUUCAGCCCCUCAAAUUUCGCAUUGGUCGGCCACUAGAGCUCAUAAAUCCAUAUGGCUUAUGUAAGUUAGUAUGAUAUAAGCCAUAAGCUCUAUGCCAGUACCAUUCGGAACUAUAGCCGAAGUAUUAAAUAAGCACAGGUUCGUAAAUAUUUUAUAAAAAGUUAUAAAAAAUAUUCAUCAAAAUAAUAGUGAAUUUUGAUAUAUAAUAAUAUACAAAAAAAUAAGUGUCGUUUCUUUCAUUAUUUUAUUCUAUCUGUUUA
Molecule: messenger RNA, 1660 nt
Organism: Bombus pyrosoma
Lineage: Eukaryota; Metazoa; Arthropoda; Insecta; Hymenoptera; Apidae
Exons: 3
Coding region: 8-949 (313 amino acids)
Source: RefSeq, a predicted model, not a curated record